GUCAGAAUUUCAGUAUCCAAAAUUCAAAAUAAAAAAGUUGCACACAUUUUUUUUCAAAAAAUUUUCAAUUAAUUCAUUAAUUUCACCUGAUUGAUAAUGAGUACAGAUUUUGGGGAUUUUUCGCAGGGGCUUACCGGUAAAGGGGGCGACAAGGAGCUACAGGAGUUUCUAAUGGUGGAAAAGCAAAAGGCACAAUUUAAUGCACAGAUUCAUGAAUUCAACGAUUUCUGCUGGGAAAAGUGCGUCGAAAAGGCCUCGAAUAAGCUAGACAGCAAAACGGAAACUUGCCUUACAAACUGCGUGGAUCGUUUCAUCGACGUGUCGCUGCUCAUCACGAAUCGGUUCGCUCAAUUGUUGCAAAAAAGUGGCGGCAUGUGAAUAAUUUUAUAGUUUUUUCUAGUUUAGGUUUUUGUAUAUUGUUAUUAUUUGUACACGAAUAAUUGAUCAAUAAAUAUGUAGUUGAAUGUUGAAUUAAUU
Ceutorhynchus assimilis (cabbage seed weevil) is the source of this 477-nucleotide messenger RNA. Lineage: Eukaryota; Metazoa; Arthropoda; Insecta; Coleoptera; Curculionidae. The record is from the annotation of a GenBank genome assembly.